AGCCGAGGAACCGAAACAGAAAACAGGCCGCGCGGGUGGCGGAGGAGCCGCGCACAGCGAUGGAGCUGCGGGCGCUGCCGUGGCUGCUGGGGCUGCUGUGCUGGGGCGGCGGCGGCGACGCGGACUCCCGCGCCCCCUUCACCCCGACCUGGCCGCGGAGCCGCCGGCGAGAGGCCGCCGCCUUGCGGGAAAGUCUUAAUAGACAUCGAUACUUGAAUUCUUUAUUUCCCAGUGAAAACUCGACCGCCUUCUAUGGAAUAAAUCAGUUUUCUUAUUUGUUUCCUGAAGAGUUUAAAGCCAUUUAUUUAAGAAGCAAACCUUCCAAGUAUCCCAGAUACUCAGCAGAAGUACGUAUGUCCAUCCCUAAUGUGUCUUUGCCAUUAAGAUUUGACUGGAGGGACAAGCAUGUUGUGACACAAGUGAGAAACCAGCAGAUGUGUGGAGGAUGCUGGGCCUUCAGCGUGGUGGGGGCAGUGGAAUCUGCAUGUGCGAUAAAAGGGAAGCCGCUGGAAGACCUAAGUGUACAGCAGGUCAUUGACUGUUCAUAUAAUAACUAUGGCUGCAAUGGAGGCUCUACUCUCAGUGCUUUGAACUGGUUGAACAAGAUGCAAGUAAAACUGGUGAAAGAUUCAGAAUAUCCUUUUAAAGCACAGAAUGGUCUGUGCCAUUACUUUUCUGGUUCACAUUCUGGAUUUUCAAUCAAAGGUUAUUCUGCAUAUGACUUCAGUAACCAAGAAGAUGAAAUGGCAAAAGCCCUUCUUACCUUUGGCCCUUUGGUAGUCAUAGUAGAUGCAGUGAGCUGGCAAGAUUACCUGGGGGGCAUUAUACAGCAUCACUGCUCUAGUGGAGAAGCAAAUCAUGCAGUUCUCGUAACUGGAUUUGAUAAAACAGGAAGUACUCCGUAUUGGAUUGUGCGGAAUUCCUGGGGAAGUUCAUGGGGAGUAGAUGGUUAUGCCCAUGUCAAAAUGGGAAGUAAUGUUUGUGGUAUUGCAGAUUCAGUUUCUUCUAUAUUUGUGUGACAUGUUGGGCAGAUCAAGAGACAACUACAGAUAUGAAGGUUUUCAUGAUGCAGUGUAACAUAGCACUUCCAAGCGUUACUCAACUUCAAGUUUUAGCACCUACAAAAGAUUCUAAGGCCUAGUAGGAUCUAAACUAAGUUGCAGAAUGUUCCAUUCUUGUAGAGAGAUGGACACCCAAAGGCAGCUGGGCAGACUCCGGCAUAGAAGCCUACAAGGAAGUCUAUGGAACAGUUUCUUGCCCUGAGAAGAAAUUCAGAUUAGGAGAUAUUUUAGGCCCCUGCAGCUGGGGGAGGCUGUUGUUUGUUUUUGUUUGCUUAUUAUUUAUUUGUUUGUUUGUUAUGAGAUAUUUCAGGUGGGACCAAAGAGGUCAUAAGAA
Molecule: messenger RNA, 1395 nt
Organism: Saimiri boliviensis boliviensis (Bolivian squirrel monkey)
Lineage: Eukaryota; Metazoa; Chordata; Mammalia; Primates; Cebidae
Gene: CTSO
Product: cathepsin O
Biological process (GO): proteolysis
Molecular function (GO): cysteine-type peptidase activity
Source: RefSeq, a predicted model, not a curated record